ACACCGAAACAGGUAAAUGGAAAUGAUGAUGAGAAAAGCAACUGAUAACAUCUAUGAAAAUAAACAUGCUACAAGCGGUAAAUUUGAAAAAGAGACCACGGACUGUAACGCAAUGAGAAUCCAGUCAUCUGAACUCACAGGAGCUGAAGGUGUGAAGAUCAGAAGCUCCAGAGCAGCUGCAGUGAGUUUGAUGCUCCUGUGUGUUCUUCUGCUGACCGCAGUCAUAGUGCUGUGUGUCAUGUUCACUGGAGAGAGACAGCGGCUCAUAUCCAAGAAUGACAACCUCACUGAUGAGAGAGACCAGCUAAAACAGGAGAAAAGCGAUCUUCAGAGGAGUCUUGGUAAAAUGGAUGGAUGGAUUUACUAUCAGUCCAGUCUUUACUUCAUUUCCUCUGAGAUGAAGAGCUGGAAUGAGAGCAGAAGAUACUGUAGAGACAGAGGAGCAGACCUGAUCAUCAUCAACAACACAACGCAACAAGAGUUUGUGAACAGGAUUUCUGGUUAUGUACAAGUCUGGAUUGGCCUGAAUAAAGUGGAGGGCAGAUGGAAAUGGGUUGAUGGCAGCGCACCAAACUCUGAGUCCUGUGUAUAUGGAGAGCCAAAUGGAUGUAUAAGACAGUACUGUGCUCUAAGUUAUUACACAUGGUGGCAUUAUGCUUUAUGUGAUAAUGCUUAUAGAUGGAUCUGUGAGAAGAGUAUUUGACCCAAUAUACUGCACUAGAAACAUCACACACUUUGUUAUAUCCAAAUUUAACAUUGCAAUCAUUUCUUGAACUGCUGAUGAAAAUUAAAGGGGUGGUUCAGUGUUUUUUUUCCAGGCUUGAUUGUGUUUUUGGGGCGCAGUUUAACAUGUCUUAAUGCUUCGUGUUUUUUUUAAAACGCUGUAUUUUUAAUAUAUUUUACCUUUAUUCUACACCUCUGUUUCCACUGUCAUAUGAACGGCUCGUUUGAUUUCCUGGUUUAUAUGAUACCACUCCAUAGAUGUCUUUUGGAGAAGUAACAGUUAUGCAGAUGUUGUGCCACAUGGCCUCGCCCACUUUGUUGCGUGUUCCCGGCGGUGUGUUUUGCAGGGUUUAUGAUGUCACCAACCCGUUGUAGUCCAAACCGGUCAUUU
Messenger RNA from Megalobrama amblycephala (Wuchang bream), 1114 nucleotides. RefSeq names its product CD209 antigen-like protein C. NCBI's taxonomy places the organism in Eukaryota, Metazoa, Chordata, Actinopteri, Cypriniformes, Xenocyprididae. Bases 17 to 703 code for a protein of 228 amino acids. The record is from RefSeq and is a predicted model, not a curated record. The transcript has 5 exons.